CCGGGGCCCCGCUCCGCAGCACAGCGCAUGGAGCCCAGCGGGGACCACCGGAGCCGGAGCGGCAGCGGCAGGGGCGGCCCCGGGCCAGCAGCGGCCUCGGCACGGGGCCGACGGCUGCCGCCCGCUGGAUCGAGCGGCGGCGCGGAGCCGGAGGACGACGACGGCGGGCAAGAUCUUCAGCUGGAAGGGGAUGCCUUGGGGUCCUGGGGCACUGCCCCCCUGUCGUCCUCCAGGGCCAGAGGACCAGCAUCUUCAGGCAGGAAAUACUCAGACCACUGUGAGGCCCGGGCCUCGAGGCCUGGAAAGAGCCGCAUCCCUGGCCGGGACCACCGGCGUUACUACCACGACCACUGGCGGCUGGAGUACCUAAUGGACUUCAACCCGGCCCGGCAUGGCAUGGUGUGCAUGGUGUGCGGCAGCUCCCUGGCCACUCUCAAGCUCAGCACCAUCAAGCGGCAUAUCCGCCAAAAGCACCCCUACUCCCUGCAUUGGAGUCCACGGGAGAAGGAAGUCAUCAGCAACAGCUGGGAUGCCCACCUGGGGCUGGGGGCCUGUGGAGAGGCAGAGGGCCUGGGGGCCCAGGGGGCUGAGGAGGAGGAGGAGGAAGACGAAGAGGAAGAGGAGGAGGGGGCUAGCCUCCAAGCCUGCCCGCCUAAAGGCCCAGGCAAAGCCCCAGCUGGUGGGGGCAGUCGGCGCCAGCCGCGAGGGGGCCCAGUGGCACCCCGGGCUCGUCGUAAAAGCUUCUCCUCCUCCCGGAGGGCCGGGGGCAGCAGGGGGCUGGGGGCCCGGCGCCUGGAGCGGAGGCUGAAGGAAUCCUUGCAGAACUGGUUCCGGGCAGAGUGUCUCAUGGACUAUGACCCUCGGGGGAACCGGCUGGUGUGCAUGGCCUGUGGCCGGGCACUGCCCAGCCUGCACCUGGACGACAUCCGUGCCCACGUGCUGGAGGUGCACCCCAGCUCCCUGGGGCUCAGCGGCCCCCAGCGCAGCGCCCUGCUACAGGCCUGGGGUGGCCAGCCCGAGGCACAGUCUGAGCUCACCCAGUCCCCACCAGACGACGACCUCGUCCCCCAGGACCUGACCAGAAAAAGCCGGGACUCGGCCUCCGCUGCUGGAGCCCCUUCCUCUCAGGAUCUCAGCCCCCCAGACGUAAAAAAGGAAGAGGCUGGCUGGGUCCCUGAGAGGCCCGGGCCCGCAGAGGAGGAGUUGGAGGAGGGCGAGAGGGUGGGGGACCCGGGCCCGGCGCCGCGUGGCCGCGACCACCGCCGCCACUACCAGGAGCGCUGGCGGCUGGAGUACCUCAUGGAGCUGGACGGCGGCCGGCGCGGCCUGGUGUGCAUGGUGUGCGGGGGCGCGCUGGCCUCGCUCAAGAUGAGCACCAUCAAGCGGCACAUCCGCCAGCGCCACCCGGGCUCCACGCACCUCAGCGGGCCGGUCAAGGCCCUCAUCGCCCAGGAGUGGAGCGAGAAGGCCGCCCACCUGCUGGCCCUGGGGCUGCCCUGCCCCGAGUCCCCCAGGGACCCCACCGCCCCCAGCACAGCCUCAGCCUCCGAGGAGGGGGGAGGGGAAGAGGAGGAGGAGCCAGAGGAGUGGUGGGGUGAGCCGGUGGAAUCCGGAGCAGGCGAGGUCCCGCUUUCCCCUGGGGAACGGUCUGAGCGGCCGGCCGAGGAAGAGGAAGACGACGAGGACGGCCAAGAGCCCAGGGGGCUCGCAUUCCCGCCACUGCCCCCGCCUCCGCCGCCCCCGCCGCCGCCGCCCCGCAGCCGUGAGCAGCGGCGGAACUACCAGCCGCGCUGGCGGGGCGAAUACCUGAUGGACUACGACGGCAGCCGGCGCGGCCUGGUGUGCAUGGUGUGCGGGGGCGCGCUGGCCACGCUCAAGGUCAGCACCAUCAAGCGGCACAUCCUCCAGGUGCACCCCUUCUCCAUGGACUUCACGCCGGAGGAGCGCCAGACCAUCCUGGAGGCCUAUGAAGAGGCGGCGCUGCGCUGCUACGGCCACGAGGGCUUCGGGCCGCCCGCCCCGGCGGCGCGCGACGGCGGCGCGGACCUCAAGGCAGGCGCCGUGUGCCGGGCGUAGGGGACGCGCGGGGCGGCCCCGCCCUGUGC
Molecule: messenger RNA, 2105 nt
Organism: Manis javanica (Malayan pangolin)
Lineage: Eukaryota; Metazoa; Chordata; Mammalia; Pholidota; Manidae
Gene: ZFTA
Product: zinc finger translocation associated
Biological process (GO): negative regulation of DNA-templated transcription
Source: RefSeq, a predicted model, not a curated record